Molecule: messenger RNA, 6243 nt
Organism: Leptonychotes weddellii (Weddell seal)
Lineage: Eukaryota; Metazoa; Chordata; Mammalia; Carnivora; Phocidae
Source: RefSeq, a predicted model, not a curated record
GUCUCCUCCGCCCGCCUACGGGCAAGGUGUAGCGCCCCCGCGCGGCACGGGCGUCCGGGCGUCUCCAGCAUGACCCGCCAGAGCCUGUGGGACGUGUCCGAGGCCAACGUCGAAGACGGAGAGAUCCGCAUCAAUGUAGGAGGCUUCAAGAGGCGGCUGCGCUCGCACACCCUGCUGCGCUUCCCUGAGACGCGCCUGGGCCGCCUGCUACUCUGCCACUCGCGCGAGGCCAUCCUGGAGCUCUGCGAUGACUACGACGAUGUCCAGCGUGAGUUCUACUUUGACCGCAACCCCGAGCUCUUCCCCUACGUGCUGCAUUUCUACCACACCGGCAAGCUUCACGUCAUGGCGGAGCUGUGCGUCUUCUCCUUCAGCCAGGAGAUCGAGUACUGGGGCAUAAACGAGUUCUUCAUCGACUCCUGCUGUAGCUACAGCUAUCAUGGCCGCAAAGUGGAGCCCGAGCAGGAGAAGUGGGACGAGCAGAGCGACCAGGAGAGCACCACGUCCUCCUUCGAUGAGAUCCUGGCGUUCUACAACGACGCCUCCAAGUUCGAUGGGCAGCCGUUGGGCAACUUCCGCAGGCAGCUGUGGCUAGCGCUGGACAACCCUGGCUACUCGGUCUUGAGCCGGGUCUUCAGCAUCUUGUCCAUCCUGGUGGUGUUGGGGUCCAUCACCACCAUGUGCCUGAAUAGCCUGCCGGACUUCCAAAUACCUGACAGCCAGGGCAACCCGGGGGAGGACCCCAGGUUUGAAAUUGUGGAGCACUUUGGUAUCGCCUGGUUCACAUUUGAGCUGGUGGCCAGGUUUGCUGUGGCCCCUGACUUCCUCAAGUUUUUCAAGAAUGCCCUAAACCUUAUUGACCUCAUGUCCAUCGUCCCCUUUUACAUCACUCUGGUGGUGAAUCUGGUGGUGGAGAGCACACCUACCUUGGCCAACUUGGGCCGGGUGGCCCAGGUGCUGAGGCUGAUGCGGAUUUUCCGCAUCUUAAAGCUGGCUAGACACUCCACUGGCCUCCGCUCCCUGGGGGCCACCCUGAAAUACAGCUACAAAGAAGUAGGGCUGCUUUUGCUCUAUCUCUCUGUGGGGAUUUCCAUCUUCUCCGUUGUGGCCUACACCAUUGAAAAGGAGGAGAACGAGGGCCUGGCCACCAUCCCCGCUUGCUGGUGGUGGGCCACCGUCAGUAUGACCACUGUGGGAUAUGGGGAUGUGGUCCCAGGAACUACGGCAGGGAAGCUGACCGCCUCUGCCUGCAUCCUGGCCGGUAUCCUGGUGGUGGUACUGCCCAUCACCUUGAUCUUCAAUAAGUUCUCCCACUUUUACCGGCGCCAAAAGCAACUGGAGAGUGCCAUGCGCAGCUGUGACUUUGGAGAUGGAAUGAAAGAAGUCCCUUCCGUCAAUUUAAGGGACUACUAUGCCCAUAAAGUUAAAUCCCUCAUGGCAAGCCUGACAAACAUGAGCAGGAGCUCACCAAGUGAAUUAAGUUUAAAUGAUUCCCUACAUUAGCUGAGAGGCCUCGUCGUCCUCACACCCAUGUUGCUGAGUGGCCUCUUGGGCCUCUGGCACAGUUCAGGCGCCUUAGGGUUAUGGCCUAAGGAGUAGGUCCAGCCCCACAGGGGAGAGAUGCAUGGGAUAUGCACCCCAGGUUGCUUUCACAGCCUUUAGAAUCAUUUUUAGAGGGUGUUGCGUCAGACACCAUGCCUUUGCACCCUUCCAUGAAAUGCCACUCACUGGUCUUUGCUUCGUGGGCAUACAAUGUUCACCUUUCUGCCAGAUGAGUACCACCCAGAAUGCUAAUUUUUUCUGUUUAUCGUGUGCUCUAUUCUAGUGCACGUGGCCCAGUACUGUGAGUUGUCUGUGCUCUCGUCUCUGAGGUUGUCGUGUGAGUCUUGUACCAAAAGCCUCCACAAGUCUGUCCGGUGGGAACACAUCUGUGGGGGCGGCAAGGCUGUGAUGAGAUUUUGCUCAGUCAUGUGAAAACAAAAUCUCAGUUCUUUAUCCAUUGCUUUCAUUUAGUGUUGUGACCAAAACAAAGAAUCUGAAGUUAGCACACAGAGCCAAUGCAAGUCCACGAGUAGAAUAAUCUGUAGCAAUGUGACUUGCGUGGGUACCCCGGUCACCUUUAGAAUGAUGUACACUAAUGUUAAUCUCGUAAAUGUGGCCUUUAGAGAAUGUUACUCAGUUAAAUGUGUAGUGGUGAUUGAUUUUUUUUCCCCCCCAAGAAGCAUUAGGGACAGGGCUUCAGCUACACUGUAGGCCGAAUCAUGGGAUACCUGAAGACCUUUCAAAGCCAGGCCUUCAUCUUUCCUAGGGUGGCCAUAAAGACAUUUAUUUCUGGCUGAGGUUCCCGGGCUAGGCCGUUUGACAAAAUUUUGCUGUGUCUUAGAUAUAAGCAUGUUUUGGCAAUAUUUAUUUUUUAAGAUGUUUAGAGGUAAGGUCGUGUUGUCUUUCUUACUGUUGUUAUUAUCUCCCUGAGGCAAACAUUAUUGGGUUGCUAACAAGGGCAGUAGCUUAGAAACUUUGUUGCCUGCUCUGGAAGCUCAUAAAAUGAGAGCCCCUUUCUUUCCGAGCAGAAUUUACCUGGAUCAUUUUGCUUCUAGGAUACAGUAUGUUAUAUAUGAUGCUCUAAUUGCCCUGGAGUUCCUGGUAUGACAUGGAAACCCUGCAGCGUGGAAGUGUGUACUCAAAAUAUAGACAUGCAUGAGUGAAGUUCUGUGUGGCUUACCCAGGAUGGAAAUACUGUAGUGCUUACUUCCAUUUUCAAUGACCUUUUGUUGGGAGAGGGUGGGUAGAGGCCAGGAGCAAGGAAAGAGUUGUAAAACAAAACAUUGUUACUUCAUAAAAUGUCAUCAAUUGCAAACUUCUUGAAAAGCUUACUGCUCCUUAAAAGACCUUUAAAUUUUUAAAUUUUUAAACUUGGGUUGAAAGUUGAGAACGCUUUCCUUCUCCACAAUGCCCUCUCUCCUCUUCUUCAGUCAAACUAGCACACAACAUGGUGAAGGGAACCUGGGCCCCUUUGUAACAUAGUUCUCCAGGUAAUCAGGUGGUCUGUCAGUUGGCUUCCAUUAUUGUUUGGUCUUUGGAAAGGCUGCUGAAUCCAGGGGUCUAAGUGAGGAGUUAGGCAGGCUUUUUAUCCAAGAUUUGGGCCUUCUCUACAGAGGUCCAUUUUGUGUCUGAGCUGGCUGAAGAAAAUACAUACCUCAGGGUCUUGUCAGAAGGCUUUGUUACUUAUAGUUGCCAUGGCUUCUACAGAGUGGGCAAAUGGUUGGAUGAACGCAGUAGUCCCUUACACCCUUGAGUCUCCAGUUCAAAUUCUUCCAUGAGACUGGAACCUCAUGGGGGGCAUGGAGGUGGCCACCUCCCAGUGCCUGGUGGUCUACCGUCCAUGUCUCUUUGUAGAAGCGUCAGGAAAGGUGAGAUGACUUGGGGGCAACUGGCCACCAGUCAAAAGAGCAGGGUUGUUUUUUAGAAUUUGCACAUGGUGCACAUGGAGCACUAGGUUGGGCUCAUGCUUCUAGCACUGGAUGGCAGAGAAUUUAUGAGAUCAUCCCUGGCUGCACUGCGGGCAGGUGAGGGUACAAACUUUCGGGGACUGUUCAGUUUGGCAAGGAUCGGGGUGCUCGGGUCACCGAGCACGGUAUCCAUGGUCACUGGCCAUAAAGCUUGUGAUAAGUUGAAACAAAGGCAGGAGGCAGAAUAACUUGGUCACUCUCAUGAGUAUUUUUCUCAACAGGCAGGUUUUAUCACCAAAAAAGAGAUAACCCCCAGUGGUUACUCUUCACCAAUGCGAAAGCUAGAAAACUUGACUUUCCAUUUUAGUAAUGACUUGCAUUUAUUUGGUGCCUUUCAUUGGGGGAAUCCCAAAGUGCUUUAGAGACUGUCUUUUUAACAUCUCUUGUACAUAUUUAUACACUUGUAUAAAAUAUCACUGUGCCCAUCCUGGAAUUUUAGUCACUUCUGAGAGUGAGAAUGUCCUAAUAGCAUUGACUUCUCCAAGUGGUGGUUUCAGAUCAGAGGGAGAGAGAACAACCCAGCUGGCUUGAACCCUGGAGCUAAUUCCCACAAAGGAUGGUGCCUGGAUGUGGCCUAGGGAGAAAUAACCUUCCUUUCCUCCAAGUACCACCAAGGUAUGGAGUAUAAGUGCUCUCCGUUGGACUCCGUCUAGGUAACAUCUUAUGUGGCAGUUUCUUCUGGUCUCUGAAACUAGUCAGGGAGGAUCAGGCUAAUUUUAUGCUCUGUUUCUGGAGUUAAGGAUACAACUAUGAGGUGGCAUCUUUGGCCACCAGGCUGUCAGACUGACCCAUAAACCUCCUUUAGGGGGACACAAUAGAAGCUUCAGAUCACUUGUUUCCAGCUGUGGCUUAAGAGCAACUUACUCCCAGCAUUUGAAAGUUGUUAUUUUCAAUGCCACUGGGACACAUGUAUGGACCAGGCCCUUCUGACAACACAUGUGAUGAGCAUUUCAAAAGUGCCGGUUGGAAGUGACACUGGGUCUUUAUUGCAUGGAUAUUGGUUAUAGAUUUGUGUUUUAAGCCGAACGCCCUCAUUUCCUGGGUUUGCUCCUGAGGAGGGGCAUGUUGUAAUGCCGAGCUGAUUUGUAGCUCCUAAGGUAGUAAUUGGUAUUUAACAUUUGGAUCUGUUAUUUCUACUUCUCUUAGUACUCAAAUAAUUGAACUACCUGCUAAUUCUUGCCUCAUUUCAAAGAAAAUGAUUUGUUCUGUACUUUGGGAUAGCAGUGAUCUGUACAGGCUGUGUGUUAUCUACUUGAAGGCUUAACUGGUAUUUCUUGUAUGUUUUAGCAGCAUGACUUGUUACAGAGUUGUAAUUUUCAAAAUUGAGAACACUGUAUUUGAGAUGUCAGUUUUAACGCUCAUUAACACACUACUGUGCACGCAUGGACAUGGGCCCUGCUGAACCAUUAUGUCUGGUGGCUGCACGUUAGUCUCCAUGGCUCGACUCGGGAAUGAGGGGGAACGCUGACGCACUCAGGACUCCAGCCUCGAAGAUUAAAUAGAAAAAGAUUAUUGACGCUUCCUUAAGGCACUUCAAUUACGUAUGGAGUGGCAAAUACAACAAGGGUGUGUGGCACCAGGGACCUGAGAUCUUGGGAAAGGCUGGGCUUUUUGAGUGUUUGUUGGGAAGGAAGAGCUGUUGUUUAUUCUUUGCAGGCAUACAGAGGUGGCCCCCUUUCCACCAGGAUCUAGAGCCCCCAGCCUGCUUUGUAGAAAGGAUGGUCAUGUAUUCUUGGAACCGUCAUGAAACAGACAGCCCCUUUCCCCUUCCUCUCUGUCUUGCUCAGCACCACUGAUGGGCCCGCCAUUGCCAACCCCACCCCACACUCCCAGGUGCCAUUGUCCCCGCUGUUUGCGGGACCUCCCUGACCGUAACUUGGGUCCGGGGUCUGCUGAGUGCAGUGGCUGUUUUGGUGUGAAUAUUGCUGGGGGAUACAUGGAACCGGCCCUCAGCACCUCCUUAACCUGGUAGGGCCUUAGACCAUGAGCUAUUGCAAAGGCCACAGUAUGUCUGUAGGAAGGUCACUGAGCUCUACUUUCAGUUUUGCCUGCAAGUCUGUGAUCUCGCACACAGCACUGGCCUUUCUGAGCCUCACACCCCCCUGCUGUAAAGCAAGAGGGUUGGAUUAGAUCAUCCUUAAAGCCCUGGCCAGUUUUCCGUCUCGAUGCAAAAACAGAAUUUCUGCAGGCCCCUCUACGUUCACAGUAUAGCAGUGAGCAGGUCCUGAUAACCUUAAGCAGGGCAGAGGGACUGCUCACAAACCUAUCUGCUUUCAUUUCUCUCUUCAGUAACCAACCACAGUGGACGACGCUCUCAGGGAAAAUGACACCAGAGAAAUGUUUGGACUGCUGUCUGUGCCAGGUGACUAGAGUUUUAACAUAACCGACAAGUGUCUCCUUUGGGCUUGAAACUAUUUAUACACCUAAUCCAAAUUCCUGCUAUUAAAAAAUCACUGGACACAGAGGAAAAUCACAUUGAUCCCAUUUGGCUUCAGGACUCUUUGCCACUUAUGUGUGUUCCUUUUGUGAAGCAGGAUGGACCUCCCACUUUGUUCCCGAGAGGUCCCAGGGCCCCUGAGUGGAGCAAGGGCAGAUGGAUCACCCCCAUCCCACACAAUUCUCGCUGAGGAACAGUGGCAGAACAGUGGGCAGCAGGCGGUGUGAACCUGCCUCCGGUCUCCUGGGGGCUGAGGAAGGUGCUGAGGGACACGCAUGCAGUGCUGAGAAGGUGUUC